This is a messenger RNA of Eriocheir sinensis (Chinese mitten crab), 2895 nucleotides long. RefSeq lists its product as uncharacterized. Lineage: Eukaryota; Metazoa; Arthropoda; Malacostraca; Decapoda; Varunidae. Bases 1095 to 2657 code for a protein of 520 amino acids. The record is from RefSeq and is a predicted model, not a curated record. The transcript has 6 exons.
GUGGUGUUAGUUACUCCAUCCUGCUCCGGCAAAUGUUCUAAUUUCAUCUCUUCACUUGGUAUUAUGUCUGACCUGACUCCCUGCCUUCUAUAUUCCCGGAAUUUCCACUCUCUUCCUUUGGUUGUCCAUCUGUUAUCUGUUUUAUGCAUGAGUUGGCCUGUCCAAGUCUAUUUUUUAUUCCUUACCAUCAUGAAAAUAUAUUCAACCUUUGUCAAUCUCUUUCCUCCAUGUUAUAAUCAGCAUUUUUCUCCGUUCCUCUCUGUACGCUUUUUAACUUCUGUUUUUCCUUUUUUUAGGCGCCAAGUUUGUUUUUUCUCUUCGUUCUUUUCCUGAAAAUGUGUUCACACACACACACACACACACACACACACACACACACACACACACACAUACACACAUUCAUUUAUCAUAUAAAAACUUAGUUUAUUCUUCACAAAAAGGCGACAUAUUGUGCUAUUUUUUUCUUGAACAAUACAGAUUUGCAUGUAAUAAGGAUGGGAUGUGGCACCACUUCUCCGAAAGCUUUGCCCUCCACAAGGAUAUAACAUGUCAUCUUUUAUGUAAAACUUAAUAUUAUUCAUUAGAUUAGAGCAAAUUAGUGUAGGAUCGUGUAUUUUAACUUCGUGUCAGUAAGAGCUUCUUUUUAGUACUUAUUUUUAGCAUAAUACAAGUUUUUUUCACGAGGUGGGUGAUAUAGUGAGUUAAUUAAACAAAUUGACUCUAUCGUUUUAGAUAUUGUCAAAGCUUUCGACAAAGUCCCGCACAAAAUACUGACAUUAAAAUUGAAAUACUACGGUAUUUGCAUCUGCAUUUCUUACUAACAGGACUCAACGUGUUCUUGACGAAUCUCCAUCUGACACUGUCUCUGUUUCUUCAGUUGUCCCACAAGGCAUUGUUCUAGGUCCUCCUCUUUUCUUCCUGUACAUUAAUGAUCUUCCACUCUCAACAUCUUACUCUUUCACUAGACUGUUGACGAUAGUUAACGUGCAGUGUGUCGCCAGCUUGAGCCGAUUUGAAUUUGGCGGCGCGGGGGCCGGGGCUGGCCAGCGAGCCGCCGCUCUCACCUGUGUGUGUCUGCAAACCAAAACAACAGGAUGGCCUCCCUCAUGGACCAGUUUACUUUGGAGUCAGUGAAGGAUUUCAUGGUGUCCCGCGGCGGGAGGGUCACCAACCACCAGCUUGUCAACCAGUUCAAGCCCUUCCUCACCAACCCGGCGGGCAAAGAAAUUGCCAGAAACAAGUUCAAGCAGUAUGUGAACACGCUGGCGAACAUCAGUAACGAGGGCGGCGAGAAGUACCUGGUGCUCAAGAGGAAGUACAGAGUCGGGACGCCACUCGACGAAAACUACGUCAGCCCUGUACAGUCACCCACCACGCCCGCCUUCGCCACCCCUCCCCAGUACAACAUCUAUGGCAGCCCACGACAUGGCUCACCCUUUUCCCCCACCAUACCCGCUCCCACACCCCCAGCGCCCCCCUUACCCUCGAGAGCCACACCCCCGUAUAGGGCCCCUCCCCCAUAUAGACCCCCGCCCCCCGCGACUCCCACCCAUCAAGGUUACAUGGCUCCAGACGACAUGACCCGAAGGUAUGACCCCUCCCCGCAGCAGUUUAACGGGCGGAGUGACCCGAGGUACCAGGGGGACGUGCCCAGGUACCCCCCGGUGUCUGAGCCGCGGUUCAACGAGGCGCGAUUCCCCUAUGAUGAGCCAGCUGAUCUUGGCAUCCCUCCCCCCCCACAGACGAUCCGAUCCGCCAGUUCUAUGUCCUCCCUCUCAAGUGGACACUCUUUUGGAGGAUCGUCGGCCCCGCAGUCCCCCGGUGCACCGUAUGGGGGGUAUGGCAACGCCCCACCCUUAACGCCCCUCUCAGCCUCCCGCCCCCGGUCCCUCUCCCUCCACCAAAUGUCUUCAACCUCCGAGGAUGGUGAUUCUCUGUCAGUGUCGGCUACAACGAUGUCCUCGGCCUCCACCCCGUCGUCCGAGGAGCCCCCGCCCCCCGUGCCGCCGCGCCGCAGACAGGUGGACAACAAGGAGAACAUGCGACCCGCCCCUGAUGGAGAGGAAGGUGCAAAGAUGGUGGCGGCGGGCGACGGGAGCAGCGAGGACGGCAGCGUGGCAGGCAACGGCGAGGAGCGAAAGGUUUCAGUGUCGGUCAGGGAGCAGACGCAAAAGUUCAACAAGUUAGCCUCCGAGUCCCAGCUGCCCAACGCCUCCUCCCGCGGCUCCUCCAAGAGUAACAGAAGCUCCAGGAGUGACCGGGAUGAUGACGACUCCACUUCCAUUCUUUCGUACGGGCCGGAGGGACAGGAGUGGCAGGUCGCCGCCGCCAAGAGUGACUUCAACGAAAUCCUGCGACUUCUCAAGACCCACCCGAGCCUCGCCCGACACAAGGUAUGUUGGUUACCAGUCCUGUUCUGGCACAUAGUUGGAGUAGAGGUGAGUGUCAGUUGUAGUAGUAGAAGUAGCAGCAGUGGUGGCCGAAGGCGCCUUGGUCCGCUCGGGGCAAGCCGGAUUGGUAUAAGGACGGCCCGCCCCGGCUCCACGCACUCACAACCGCCGCCGCUGCCGCCUCCUCUAUCGAUCAGGUUACAGGCCGCCGCUGCCGCUGCUGAGUCGGGCCGGCGCCGCCACACCAUUGCCUCUCCACUCCCAUGACACACCUCGAAAGAAAAAAAAAGCCUUACCUAAACUUUGACUUCUAGAACGAUUCAAGUAACUAUUAAUUUUAUUUUAAAUAGGAUUUACGUCCGCGAAUGAUAGAUUAUUAUUAGUCCAACUCUGAACAUGAUUUGCGGGUUGCUGGUGUUUGUGAUGUCGGGAGUUUUUUUAUUCAACAUUUUUUUUUAUUUCUGUGUCGCCGCUACCUGUGUGUGAAGGAAGGUGUGGCUCAGGG